Messenger RNA from Coturnix japonica (Japanese quail), 1377 nucleotides. It is a transcript of the gene PDC, whose product is annotated as phosducin. Gene Ontology annotation, biological process: regulation of G protein-coupled receptor signaling pathway. Gene Ontology annotation, cellular component: photoreceptor outer segment. The record is from RefSeq and is a predicted model, not a curated record. Lineage: Eukaryota; Metazoa; Chordata; Aves; Galliformes; Phasianidae.
AUGGAAGAAAAUGCAAACACCAGUUUGGAAGAAGAUUUCGAAGGACAAGCUACACACACAGGGCCCAAAGGUGUGAUCAAUGACUGGAGAAAGUUUAAAUUAGAAAGUGAAGAUAAAGACUCCUUGCCCUUGAGCAAGAAAGAAAUUCUUAGACAAAUGUCUUCACCACACAGGUCCUUCAGUAAAGAUGAUAAAGAUACCAGAGAGCGAUUCUGCCGUAAGAUGAGUAUGCAGGAGUAUGAAUUAAUAAAUGAUGAGAAAGAAGAUGAAAGUUGCCUACAAAAAUACCGUAAACGCUGCAUGCAGGAUAUGCACCAAAGGCUGAGUUUUGGGCCUAAAUAUGGCUAUCUGUGUGAGCUGCAAAAUGGAGAACAGUUCCUGGAAGCCAUUGAAAAAGAACGCAAAACUACCACCGUCAUCGUUCACAUUUAUGAAGAUGGUAUCAAGGGCUGUGAUGCUCUGAACAGCAGCUUAACCUGCCUUGCAGCAGAGUACACUACUGUGAAGUUCUGCAAGAUCAAGGCCUCAAACACCGGGGCUGGAGACCGCUUCUCAGAUGAAGUGCUUCCCACUCUGCUAGUCUAUAAGGGUGGAGAGCUUCUGAGCAAUUUCAUCAGCGUUUCUGAACAAUUCAAUGAGGAAUUCUUUGCUGUGGAUGUGGAGUCUUUCCUAAAUGAGUAUGGGCUGCUACCUGAAAGGGAGCUUCCAGCACUGGGAAAUGUCAACACGGAUGAGCAAGAUGUUGAAUAGAAAGCCAUAGUCUUUGCUGCCUUCCCUUUCUCUCCUGCACAUUAUGUAUCAGUCUCAGCAAUACCCAACUCAUUUAGAGAAGGCUGUCAUUGCUUCCUAACAUAUUUGUAAGAUAUGCGUAUAUAAAUACUCCUUAACUAACAGCAUGUGAAUUUUUAAGUUAGAACACAUACAACAUCCAGGAAUUUACAUAGUUACUUCUACACCAGGCACAAGUAACAGGAAGAACAAGAGAUGACACUGGUGAUCUGUAAGAAACUAGGCACACACAGAAUGAAAAAUUAAGGGCCCAAGCAGGUCUCUGCUAUGCACAAAAAUGACUUCAUAUCAACAGGAACAAAAUUAUGGAGAGUCCUGGCUCCACAGAUUCACAUUUCCAACUACUUUCAGUAGGGACAAGACUUUAUCCAUUCAUUUAGUUUUUAGGGCAAACAACUAGCCUGAAGCCCUUGCAAUCUUAAACAGCUUAGGUACCUAGGACACUAUUUCAUGUUUCCACAUUUAGUUUUCAGUAUGUGUGAAAAUACUGAAGUUAGCACAGUGCUUCUAUUAACUUUCUCAUCAUAACAGCUAACACAAACAAACUACCAGCUAAUUUCAGUUUAUCAUUGCUCCAUGUUUUCAACU